Messenger RNA from Drosophila simulans, 995 nucleotides. RefSeq lists its product as uncharacterized. The transcript is spliced from 2 exons. Lineage: Eukaryota; Metazoa; Arthropoda; Insecta; Diptera; Drosophilidae. The coding region runs from base 630 to 866 and encodes 78 amino acids. The record is from RefSeq and is a predicted model, not a curated record.
UCGGGUAAAUCAAAGAAAAUUCUGAGAAGAGUGGCGAAAAUCCCCUAUUCUAUCUUCCGCAGAGAACCCCAAGAAAUCGACUCGAAAAGAGUGUUGAGUAUGGCCACGUCGAAUGCAAAUACAAGAAGCUCAACCAUGACGAUAUUAUCGGGUCCGUGUUGGAGUACAUACGGUUAUGAGAACGGGUCCCCGUGUCUUUAGAUACCGCUAUUCAACGCGCUCCCUAGGCAACCGCUCUAUUUCGCAUCGGGCGGGAAUUGAAAUCAGUGCUGGGCAAGCGAAGCACUCAAUUACACAGAUUGCAAAUGGCAUGGAGGCCCAGAUAAGAUUUUCCCCUGGUACCCCUUCGCGAAGAACAGGGUGAUGUACUGCCAGCCGGGGAAAUCUAUGUGCCCUCGUACCGAAGGAGGGGCUAGAACACCCUGUUGCCAGUUUAUCAACUCAAUGAAAAGACAAGCGGGCAGAGCACUUAAGAAGUGCUACCCGAAACUUGUAUAAAAUCAGUUAACUGCCGGCACUGGAACAAGCCACUUGGUUAGCUCAACUUUUUGUUUACGCGCCCUUCGGAGAUACGUUUAUUUAUAUAUAUAUAUACAAUAUAAAUAUAACCCCGUUUAACGAGAGAAAAGAUGUCGAUGCACCAGCUGCUUCUGUACUCACUUUGCCUUUGGGCCGUGGUCGUGUUUUGUGCCCCAACUCCCAGUGAAUCCCGUCGCGUGAUCUUCCUGAAGCCGAAUGGCAUUCAUCGCGGCCAGAUCCUGGCCACCCAUGGCAUGGAGAAGUCCUGCCCCAAAUGCCACAUGCUGGACCAUCGUGGCAAUUGCCGGCGCAUCAUAGCUUACAAUGCAGAUGGCGUGCGCUGCUGAAGUGAUCCGAAGUGAAUCCAAUCAUCGAACGAAUCUCGCACUCUCUCAACAAACCCUAUUUAUUUAUCCUAUUUAUCUGCCUCGCACGCUACACAAUUUAAUAAUAAAACGACAUCCACCGUUUAGUAA